This is a messenger RNA of Leptopilina heterotoma, 1959 nucleotides long. RefSeq names its product eukaryotic translation initiation factor 3 subunit L (gene eIF3l). Lineage: Eukaryota; Metazoa; Arthropoda; Insecta; Hymenoptera; Figitidae. The coding region runs from base 128 to 1747 and encodes 539 amino acids. Gene Ontology annotation, cellular component: cytoplasm; eukaryotic translation initiation factor 3 complex. The record is from RefSeq and is a predicted model, not a curated record. Gene Ontology annotation, molecular function: translation initiation factor activity. The transcript is spliced from 4 exons. Gene Ontology annotation, biological process: translational initiation.
AGUAAUAUUUUAUUUGUAACGGUUGGUCACACUGGAAGUAGGUGAUCCUAACCUCUCGCCGCGUGGUUCAUUGAAAAGUUAUUAACCUGCUGUCGUUUUUAAUUUAAAAUAAUCAAAUUUUAUCACCAUGUACGACGAAUAUGAGCGUGAACAGUAUGACACCGGUGAGGAAUAUGCUCUACAAGAAGAUGUCGAACCCUAUAACAGUAGAAAUUACAGAGCUGUACAAGUUCCCGACAAGGUCAAUAAAUUCCUGGUCUAUUUUAGAAAUUGCAUCAACGAAAGCAUGAUAUUUGAGGUGCAAAAUCUUUACGAGAAUACAUUUCCAAAAUUAACUGAACAGUAUUUCAAACAAGAAUCAUGGCCCGAUGAGAGUGCUAUUGCACACAUAGUUGACAAUGAUGUAGUCUUCCUGAUUCUCUAUAAAGAAUUGUACUAUCGUCAAAUAUACGCAAACAAGCAGGGACCAACGCUUGACCAACGUUUUGGAUCUUUCUACAAUUAUUGUGAUUUAUUUAAUUAUAUUCUUAAUUCCGAUACUCCGGUUCAAUUGGAAUUGCCCGAUCAAUGGCUUUGGGAAUUAAUUGACGAAUUUGUUUAUCAAUUUCAAUCGUUCACACAAUUUCGUGCCAAUCUCACUAGCAAGGACACUGACGAACUAACAAGUUUAAAUGCGCACAAUAAAGUUUGGGAUGUUCUCUGUAUAUUGAAUGUUCUUCAUUACUUGGUGGACAAAUCGAAAAUAAAAAGCCAACUUGAAGUCUAUGCAAGUGGAGGUGAUCCUGAUUCAGUCGCUGGAGUUUUUGGCCGACAUUCACUUUACAAAAUGUUGGGAUAUUUUUCAAUUGUCGGCUUGCUGAGACUUCAUUCGCUUCUUGGCGAUUAUUAUCAAGCAAUCAAAGUUCUUGAGAAUGUUGAAUUGUACAAGAAAAAUGCUUAUUCUCACGUACCAGGAUGUCAAAUUUCAACUGCUUAUUAUGUUGGAUUCGCUUACAUGAUGAUGCGCAGAUACGCUGAUGCAAUUCGAACUUUCUCAAGUAUUUUGCUCUACAUUCAAAGAACCAAGCAACUCUUCUCAUCGCCAAGUUAUCAAAAUGAUCAAAUUAAUAAACAAACCGAUCGUAUGCUGGUACUUUUGGCAAUUUGCUUAGUUCUUCAUCCACAAUGCAUUGACGAAGGAUUAACGCAAUCUCUUCGUGAAAAGGGUUAUCAUGAUAAAAUGUACAAGAUGCAAUGCGGUGAUCUCAAGGAAUUUGAGACUAGUUUUACAUUCGCGUGUCCCAAAUUCCUAUCAUUAUUGCCACCACCUAAUGGAAAGAAUUACGAAUAUGGAAAAGACGCGAUUAAACAUCAGACUCAAGUAUUUAUGGAUGAAGUUGUUCAACAAAAAAUAUUGCCCACAAUUCGUUCUUAUUUGAAACUUUACACAACAUUGCCAUUGACGAAACUCGCGACUUUCAUUUGUAGUUCACGAGCAGAUGAUGAUUGGGAUCUUGAUAAGGAAGUGAACACUUUAACCAUUCAAUUACUUUGCUUCAAGCACAAAAUGAAAAAUAUUGUUUGGUCAAAAGGCGCAUCAGGAUUAGACGGUAGAUUCCAGUCCGGUUCCGAGUUGGACUUUUAUGUCGAUCACAAUAUGAUUCAUAUUGCUGAUACAAAAGUCGCUCAUCGCUAUGGUGAUUUCUUCAUUCGUAAAAUUCUCAAAUUCGAGGAAUUGAAUCGCAAAUUGCAUCAUAUAAAAAUCUGAAUAUUGCUAAUAAUUUUGUAUUUUACUAAUUCAAAAAAAAAAAAGGUAAAGAAAUAAAAGGAUAAAGAAUUUUACUUAAAUUCAUUUUCUGUCCUAUUGUAAUAAAUAAUUAUUAUCUUUCCUAAUUAUUUAUUAUUUUCUAAAUUUGUGACCAUAAUAUUGUAUCAUUUGUACUAAUUCAAAGUAAAGAAAUUAAAGUGUAAUGAAUUUUA